AGUCGACAACUGACCAUGCGAAUAAGCGGCAAGGCUUGCACAACCUCUGUUGCAGCGCAGCGAGAGCGGCCAGUGUCGUGUCACACGCAGAUCGUGACCAUGGCGUUGAUCGUGAUCCAGGGCACAUGUCUGAUGGUGCUCACCGCUUCCCUGGCUGCUCUGCUGCUGCUUCUACCGUCGUCCGUCCGUGGUGAUGUCUGUCGAGUGCGGGGUUUCGAAAACAAGGGUCCUAUCGAUCCGGAUGCAUGCAGGAAUGUCACGGAAAUCAUCAGAGACAAGGGCUACCCCGUGGAAGAGCACAGGGUGACGACCAGCGAUGGUUUCGUCAUCAACAUCCAGCGCAUGCCGGACGGUCACAAGGCUCGGCACGCCAAGGGCCCGAAGCCGGUAGUCUUCCUCCAACAUGGUCUGCUCAGCUCUUCCGCCGACUGGGUCAUCAACUAUCCUCCGGAGAGCCUCGGUUACAUCUUGGCCGAUGCCGGAUAUGACGUCUGGCUGGGAAAUGUUCGUGGCAACACAUACUCAAGCCACGUCAAGUACACGCGAAAGGACAAGCAGUUCUGGGACUUUAGUUUCGACGAGAUGAUCAAGUACGACUUGCCGGCGAUGCUCGACUACGUCCUGAACACGACGCAGCAGACCAAGCUCUUCUACGUGGGACAUUCGCAGGGAACACUGAUACUUUUCGCACUGCUCUCAGAGAGGCCGGAGUACAACAAGAAGAUCCAGCUGUUCUCUGCGAUGGGACCAGUGACGAAUGUGACGUACAUGACGUCACCGGUGCGACUGCUGGCUCCGUUCGCGAAAGACGCCGGGGUGCUGUUCCGACUUUUCGGCGACUACGACUUCUUGCCCAACAACUGGUUCAUGAGGUUCCUGGCCAAAACCAUGUGCAAGUACCAUGCUCUCCGGGAGGUGUGCGAGGACGCCAUCUUCCUCAUUGUCGGCACUGACAUGCAUGAACUCAACGUGACCCGCCUGCCUGUAUUCAUCAGCCACACGCCAGCGGGAACAUCCGUCAAAAACAUGAUUCACUUCGCUCAGCUAGUUCGGGAGAAGCGGUUCCAGAAAUUCGACUAUGGUAGCUCCAAGAACAUGGCCAUUUACGGGCAGAAAAUCCCUCCCGUGUACAACGUGUCGGGCGUGAAGAUCCCCGUGGGUCUCUUCUGGAGCCUUAACGACUGGUUCGCUGAUCCCGCGGACGUCAACAUCCUCACAAAGCAACUGCCUAACAUCAUAUUCAACUACCAGGUGCCGGACCCGGAGUUCACGCACCUCGAUUUCAUCGUGGGAAUCCACGCAAACGACAUUGUCUACAGCGCCAUGAUGAAGCUCAUGGAUCGACACAGAAAGAAAGCCUACCGGUUCUAGUCCGA
This is a messenger RNA of Rhipicephalus sanguineus (brown dog tick), 1376 nucleotides long. Its product is annotated as lysosomal acid lipase/cholesteryl ester hydrolase. The coding region runs from base 16 to 1371 and encodes 451 amino acids. Gene Ontology annotation, biological process: lipid metabolic process. Gene Ontology annotation, molecular function: hydrolase activity, acting on ester bonds. The transcript has 11 exons. The record is from RefSeq and is a predicted model, not a curated record. Lineage: Eukaryota; Metazoa; Arthropoda; Arachnida; Ixodida; Ixodidae.